AUGAAAUUUAAUGAGGAAUAUAGUUUGAUUGAAUCUGAGAAAAUUAAAUCACCAUUUGAUAUUAUAUCUUUACAUACAAGCGAAUCUAAAAUUAUUGCAAUUACUGCUGAUUCUAGGAUUAUUGAUAUUGAAACAUUAGACCAAUUACUUAAGAUUGAAACUGAUCAAUAUAUUUCUGACUAUCAUCUUUUGCAAAAAGGUUAUUUAUGCACUGAACAUGGUGAUAUUUAUUCGAUUGAUGGAAAUCAAGCAAAUAUGCUCUAUUCUAAACUUGGUGUUGACAAGAUUUGCAAAUCAAGUCAAGAAGCUAAUUUCCUUAUUGGUUAUUCUUCUGUUAGUGAUUUGAUUUACAUACCGUUAGAAGAAUCAAUGACUGAUCUUCAACCUCGAUCCCUACUGCCAAAUAUUUCAUAUGUCAUAGAUUUUGAUAAGAAGGGAGAUGAUUUUAUUAUUGCUACUCCAAAACGCCUCUGUAGUGUUAAGAAAGGAAUGUCAUGUAGAGUUACUUCUCUAACAGACGAAUCUUAUGAUGGAAUAGAUAAUGUUUUCACUCCAACAACAGAUUUUAUCAUUUUGAGUUUUGUAAAUCAAAGUAAGGUACUUAGAAUUUCUGAAGACUCCAUUGAUGAAUGCAAUAACAAUGUAUUCGAAUCAAGUCAGGCCACAUUUUACUGUAAUCAAAUUCUUAAUUCGUUUAUUUUACAAGUAACAGCCACUGAAAUGAGAUUAAUGGAUUUACAAUUAAGUACAUUGCUUUCUUCCAUUAAAAUUAAUAGCACAGUUAUUACUAGUAAGGCUAAUAAUAUUUAUGUAAGCUAUGAAAAUAAGAUUACUAAAUUUGAGGUCAGUCAAGAAGGACAAAUAACUGAAUCAUUUUCCAUUACCUUAGAUAGAGACAUAUCUUCAAUGAGAGCAACUGAUGGUAAUCAUUUAAUUGCCAGCACCUACUCUGGCAUUAUUUAUUUCAUUUCAGGAAAUACAAUUUCUAAAACUAUUGAUAUUAACAGUCAGCAAAUUGAAACAAAUAUUGUGGAAUCCAUUUUCUAUACUGGCUCACUUUUACUUCUGGGGUUACGAGAUGGUCACUUAUUGGUUUACGAUAUUGAUCAACUCAUUAAAAAGUUCAAAUUGGGCGAUGUACCUGUACAGCUUAGAGAAACAUUUGAUGAUAUAAUUAUUGCUGUUUCUAACAACUGCUAUUAUAUUUCUGUAGAUUCUUCUAUGAAUCUCAACAUUUCUAAUUUAUUAGUCAACGAUCACAUCCUUUCAGUUCAAAACUUUAAUGUUACAGGUUAUGAAAACUCCCUGUUGUGUCUUUCUAGUGAUAGUAAGAUUAAGGUGAUCAGUAUUGAAACUACCAAUUUCCAACCAAUGAUUAAAGAAAUUUAUUCCAAUGAAGAUUGUCAAAGAGUUCAUGUAAACGAAGAGGAUAAUUCCAUAAUUUAUGUAUGCAACAAUUAUAGUAGUUUGAGAUAUAUUGACGAUAGCAAGGAGACAUUAACACUCUACACAUUCCCUCCUUCAGAAAAAAUCUACUCAAUUACUUCAUUUAAGGUAAAGAAUGACGAUUCACAUGAUAGUAAUUUUGUCAUUGUUGGUACAAAAUACACUCGCCAUCACAAUAAUAUUAUCAUGAAUAAGGACCCAACUAGUUUAUCUCAUGGAUUACUGCACGUACUGAAACUAGGAAAAGUAUCUGAUUCCUACAAAUGUGAACAUGUUGGAUCAUGCGAACUUCCUUACAUGGUUUAUUCUAUCAAACAGUAUAACAGUCAAUAUUUGCUUGUUGGUUACGGUGAAAGACUUGGAUUAUUUUAUUUUGAUCAAAAAGAAAUGAAAUUAGUUGACCAAGCUAGUGUAAGACAUUUUGUUAAUAGUAUUGAUAUUUGUGAUAAUUUGAUAUGUAUUACAGAUAGAUUUGAUGGACUACUUUUCUACAUUAUUCAAGAGGGUAAAUUUUAUUAUUUGAGUAAUGUUAGCUUGAGAUUAGAUGCAUUGAAUUCAUCUACAUGCAGAUUUAUCAACUCCAAACGAUUAGCAACAAUUGAUAGAAGCCACCAAUUAAUUAUUUGGAGAAUUAAUAACAUCAAUACAUCAACACAUACUAUUUCACUUUCCAAAGAAAAAUCAUUUGAUACAAAAGAACUUGCUCUCAAAGUUAUUCCAAUUUCUAAUCAUCAACUUUUCUACAUUACUUUGAAUGGUAGUAUUAAUUAUUUAAAUAUAGAGGAAUAA
This is a messenger RNA of Naegleria gruberi, 2235 nucleotides long. RefSeq lists its product as uncharacterized. NCBI's taxonomy places the organism in Eukaryota, Heterolobosea, Eutetramitea, Acrasida, Naegleriidae. The coding region runs from base 1 to 2235 and encodes 744 amino acids. Gene Ontology annotation, molecular function: protein binding. The record is from RefSeq and is a predicted model, not a curated record. The transcript has a single exon.